AUGAUCUAUGCAAAGUUACAUAUUGAGAGUGGGGACAUUCAAGGAAUCAUCGACCCCUCACUACGCAACAAAUAUGACAUGCAAUCAAUGUGGAAGAUAGCCGAAAAAGCUUUGAUGUGUGUUCAACCUCAUGGGAGUAUGAGGCCAUCAAUCUCAGAGAUCAUUAAGGAAAUCCAAGAUGCAAUCUCAAUUGAAAGGGAAGCAGAAGCAGUAAGAGAAGGCAACUCUGAUGAUAUAUCAAGGCAAUCUGUUCAUUCUUGCCUGAACAUAGGUUCACUGGACCUGGCUGCAAGUGAGCAUUAUUUGUCUGUCGAUGACUCCCUCACAAAGCCAACUGCUCGAUAG
Messenger RNA from Ilex paraguariensis (yerba mate), 345 nucleotides. NCBI's taxonomy places the organism in Eukaryota, Viridiplantae, Streptophyta, Magnoliopsida, Aquifoliales, Aquifoliaceae. The record is from the annotation of a GenBank genome assembly.